AUGGCUGGGCGACAUAUUCAAGUGAUACCGUUGGGUAUCGCUCUGAUACUGUUAUGGAUCCUAUAUCGUACUGUGCUAUGGCUCAGGUUCCAUCGAAAGUACAAGUUUCCUAACCUCGUGCCCGGUGUACCUCUGUUUAGGAACAUGCUACAGAUCCCAACCGAUACAGCUGGGCGACGUCUGUACCUCCAUAAACUGGCCAGGAAAUAUGGCGAAAUGUUCACUCUCAAGGUAGGCUCCAAUUAUUGGAUAUUCAUGAACUCGCAGCGCAUCGCCAAUGAGCUUCUCGACAAGCGCGGGGCACGCUAUAUCUCGCGGCAGAAUCUGCCGAUGCCUGGAGACGUUGCCUCGGGUGGAAAACGCGUCGUAUUUAUGCCGUACGGCAACCUCUGGAAGUGGGAGCGCAAGCUCAUACACGAGAUCAUCGGCCCUGGAAACCGCAACGUCUUCGCUCCCCUCCAGGAUGUCGAGUCACGAACACUGCUGUACGACUACCUCACGGAGCCUGAUCUGUGGAACCAAGCAAAUGCUCGAUAUGCCAGCUCUCUCAUCAUGAGCAUGGUGUUUGGGCGAAGGACAAAGAUGGGAGACGCCAACGUUGACAGAAUCAUCGAGACCAACAACGAGAUCAUGAAGAUGUUUGAGCCUGGCUCCAGCUUGAUCGACUCAUUUCCUUUCUUGGCAUACAUUCCUCUCCCGAAAGCCAUUCAGCCAUGGAGAUGGUGGGGCGACAGCGUCUUUGAACAAUCUAAGAAGAACUUUUCUGAAGAAUUUGAGACUCUUAAUGCUCGAGAACAGCAAGGAAAGAACGUGACGUGCUUCGUCUCCGAGUUUAAAAGGCUUGGACGAGAUCAGGUGCUUGACCACGAGUCAACAGUUUUUCUCGCCGGAUCUCUCAUCGAGGCGGGAUCUGAUACCACUCGCGUGGCUUUGAACCAGCUUGUAGCUGGUGCAGCAUUGUUUCCAGACUUUGUACAGCGCGCACGUCAGGACUUGGACAAGGUUUGUGGUGCAGAUGCGCAGAGACUUCCGGUCGCGAGCGAUAUUGCAAGUUUGCCCUACAUCAAAGCUAUUGGCAAAGAAGUUCUUCGAUGGAACAUUUCGUUGCCAGAAAUUGCCCAUUCCUUGAUUGAGGAUGACUCCUUUGAAGGGUACAACAUUCCAGCGGGGACUAACGUGAUCUGGAACAGCUGGGGCGUUCACAUGGAUAACUCUGAGUACGAGAAUCCGGAGACCUUCUGGCCCGAGAGAUUUAUGAACGAGGACCUUGACAAGCCCAUCAAGGGACAUCUAGCAUUUGGAGCAGGCCGCCGAGUGUGCCCCGGAUGGGUCAUUGCUAGUAACAGUCUCCACCUGUUGAUCGCGCGCCUACUGUACUGCUUUGACUUCCAUGAAGUUCCAGGCCAUCCAAUUCCAGUUGGAAAGCCGUUCGAGAUCGGGAUAGAGAAGCCUUACGAGGUCAGGAUCAGCGUUAGAAGUCAAGCUCAUGCGACAUUGAUCAAGGCAGAAUGCGCAGAGGCAGCGAACUUUUGA
Molecule: messenger RNA, 1533 nt
Organism: Fusarium mangiferae
Lineage: Eukaryota; Fungi; Ascomycota; Sordariomycetes; Hypocreales; Nectriaceae
Exons: 5
Coding region: 1-1533 (510 amino acids)
Molecular function (GO): monooxygenase activity; iron ion binding; heme binding
Source: RefSeq, a predicted model, not a curated record